AUGGGCAUCAGUGUUGUGGUUGGGGCCCCCAGAGCAAACACCAGUCAGCCAGGAGUCACUGAGGCAGGGGCUGUGUAUCUCUGUCCCUGGGCACAGACAGGAGGGGCCUGUACUACCAUGACCUUUGACACAAAAGGUGAUGAGGUUUAUCCUCACCAGAACUUAGUGAUAAGGUCUUCAAAGUCCCACCAGUGGUUUGGCGCUACUGUGCGAUCCUCUGGAAACUACAUUGUGGCCUGUGCCCCCCUGUUCCACUGGAACGUGGUAGACGUGGGUGAACGUGAUGAGGCCCAGAACACUCCAGUGGGGAACUGCCUAGUGUUGAACACACUGACAGGGGAAACGGUCAACUUCUCCCCCUGCAGGGACAUCAUGACUGAGAAGGUUUACAAAGCCCGGAAGUACAGGUAUUCUGUGGCCGCUGGCGAGUUUACUGGAGACUCAAUACCAGAUUAUGUGGUUGGAGUGCCUAAUGACCGCAACACAGCAGGCUCAGUCAAAAUCUAUAAUGGAAAUACACUUGCCUUUUUGAGAGUGAAACACACAUUCUUAGGCUCUCAGGUGGCCUCUUACUUUGGCCACAGCGUUGCAGUGACUGAUAUUAACAAUGAUGGACGAGAUGAUAUCCUAUUCGGGGCGCCCCUCUUCAUGGAGCGUGUGUCGGGCCAGCAGUUGCAGGAGGUGGGCCAGGUGAGUGUGUACCUGCAGAGAGGGCGCUCCACCUUCCACUCCAAGCCAGACCAGAAGCUGACAGGUUCCCAGGUGUACGGACGCUUUGGCAGCACCAUCGCCCCCCUCAGUGACCUGGACAAUGACGGUUUUAAUGAUGUUGCUGUGGGAGCCCCAUCCUCAGGCAUUGAAGGGAGGGUUUUCAUCUACAUGGGGACUAGCGAUGGACUGUCUCCCCAGUAUACCCAGGUCAUUGAGAGUCCCUUCCGGUCCCUAGGUCCCUCUCCAGCACAGUUUGGCUUCACCCUGAGAGGAGCCACUGACAUUGAUUCAAAUGGCUACCCAGAUCUAAUUGUUGGUGCAUGGGGAGUCAAUAAGAUUGCUGUGUACAGGGCUCAAGCCGUGGUGAUGGCAAAGACCCAACUCUCCCUCUACCCUGACUUCCUGAACCCAGAUGUGAAGGAGUGUGAGCGCACCACCACCAACGAGCCUGUGGCCUGCUUCACAGUCAUGAUGUGCAUUAGUGUGUCUGGCCACAGCAUUCCAGAGGAGAUAGUUCUAGAUGCAGAGCUUCAGCUGGACAAGAUGAAACAGCCAAUGGCCAGGAGGACCCUGUUGCUGCACACAAAUCUGCCCCAAGAGUAUUUCCAGCUAACCAUUCAGAGAGAUGUGGGAGUGGUCUGCAGGAACCAAACCGCUUACCUAAGGUCAGAGUUCAAGGACAAGCUGAGCCCCAUUUUCAUCUCCCUGAACUACAGCCUGUCCAACUCCAACUCCCAGGAGACCAUGCUGCAUGGCCAGAGAGCUGUGGUCGCACAGACCAGGAUCAUUCUGGACUGCGGAGAGGACAAUGUCUGUGUCCCUGACCUGAGGCUGACUUCUGAAGCAGGUACCGGCCGUCUUCUGAUAGGGGAUGACCACCCUGCUCUGCUGGUCAUCACAGUGGAGAACCGAGGAGAGGGGGCCUACGAGACCGAGCUGGAGAUACGCCCACCUGCCAACACACACUACCAGAGUAUGGUGACUGACAGAGAGGGCUUCAGCAGGUUGAUCUGCGCUCAGAAGAAGGAGAACCAGACGGUGGUGGUGAUCUGUGAGCUGGGAAACCCUAUGAAGCAGGGCCAGAAGCUCCAGGCCGGUCUGUUCUUCAGCGUGGGGAACCUGGAGAAGGUGGAGAGCCACGUGUCAUUCACAUUACAGAUCAAAAGCAAGAACAGCCAGAAUCCUGACAGUAAUGUGGCCCAUCUGAGGAUCGAUGUCAGCGCUGAAGCAGCUCUGGAGAUGCGGGGGGGCUCCUCUCCACCUGAGUGUGUCUUGCCCAUUGCCAAGUGGGAACAGAAGGAGCAGCCUGACGACCUGGAUGAGGUUGGCCCGCUAGUGGAACACGUCUAUGAGUUGAGAAACCUGGGUCCGAGCACGGUCAACGCCAGGGUGGUAGUAGAGUUCCCCACCCAUCACCAUGGAGACUUACUUCUCUAUGCGUUCGCUAACGCCUCCGAGGACUUCCUCAUCUGCCACACUGACUCCCCUGACAUCGACCCAUAUCAGUUGGUUAAGACCGGGAAUGCUACUGUUGGUACAGUGUACAAGGUUAAACAGAAUGAGGUGGAACGACUGGAGCCUCAGCGCAAAGAGACCGUUCACGUGAAUUGCACAAGUGGAGAUACCUGUCUGAGGUUUGUGUGUGAGGCCAAAGGUCUGGAAAGAGGCUGGAGCGCUGUGGUGAAGGUGAUGUCCCGACUCUGGGUACAAACCUUCCUGGAGAGGCCUUAUGAGAAUUAUGUCCUCCACUCUAUAGCACGCUAUGCGGUUAUAGAUAUGCCCUCUAAGAUCCAGCCUGAAGAGCUGCCAAGUGGACAGGCUGAGACCCAGACCAGUGUGGUGUGGAGGGCUCCUGAUGGAGAGAAGGAAGUGCCGGUGUGGUGGAUCGCUGUGGCUGUGCUCUCUGGCCUAUUCCUCCUCGCUCUGCUAGCUCUGAUCUUCUGGAAGGUGGGGUUCUUUAAUCGCAACCGUCCCCCCGUGUGA
This is a messenger RNA of Salvelinus namaycush (lake trout), 2694 nucleotides long. RefSeq names its product integrin alpha-IIb-like. Lineage: Eukaryota; Metazoa; Chordata; Actinopteri; Salmoniformes; Salmonidae. The transcript has 28 exons. Gene Ontology annotation, molecular function: integrin binding. Gene Ontology annotation, biological process: integrin-mediated signaling pathway; cell-matrix adhesion; angiogenesis. The record is from RefSeq and is a predicted model, not a curated record. Gene Ontology annotation, cellular component: integrin complex; external side of plasma membrane. Bases 1 to 2694 code for a protein of 897 amino acids.